Molecule: messenger RNA, 2087 nt
Organism: Tigriopus californicus
Lineage: Eukaryota; Metazoa; Arthropoda; Copepoda; Harpacticoida; Harpacticidae
Gene: Srp68
Product: signal recognition particle subunit SRP68-like
Exons: 4
Coding region: 156-1949 (597 amino acids)
Biological process (GO): SRP-dependent cotranslational protein targeting to membrane
Cellular component (GO): signal recognition particle, endoplasmic reticulum targeting
Molecular function (GO): 7S RNA binding; endoplasmic reticulum signal sequence receptor activity; signal recognition particle binding
Source: RefSeq, a predicted model, not a curated record
GCGAUCGGAAAAGUGGGAAAAAUCUUGGAGCAGCUAAAGAAGGCCUGUGGUCAAGACUGACAAGACUGUCAAGACCCGCUCGAGCUGAACGAACGACCUUCUGAGAUUCUGAGAUUGGCCACUCACUGGUCGGACCAUCGGGCCCAUCCGUGACCAUGGGCGAGAUCUUACUCGAGAGCGAAGGCGGUCCCACGAGCGGCGGCGAUCCGGCCCCGUCGGACGACUGGAAUCUGAGCCUGAAGAUCCUGCCCUUGACGUACGAUUUGCAUCAAAAGCACGGCCUGCGGCACAACGAUUAUCAGCGCUAUCGGGGCUAUUGCGCCCGCCGGAUCGCCCGCGUGCGGCAAGCCGUCAAACUGGUGCAGGGCGAGAAGCGCAAGUACACGGCCAAGCCCGUCACGUUGACCACGGUCCGGGCCUUGGGUGGCGAGCCCAAGACGCUGGAGAUCCCGCUCAUGACCACCGAACGGGCCUGGGCCUACGCCAUGCAGCUCAAGUUUGAGAUGAAUUCGGAGCCGCGCAAGAAGUACCACAUGAUCAGUCGGCUGCGAAAAGCCACCCAAGAAGCGGCCGCCUUGGAGAGCCUCAUUAUGAGUGCGCCCGGGGCCGACGCCCGCACCAAGCUCGAGGCCCAAGCCUAUCACGCCUGGAUCCGGGGCACUUACCUGUUCGAGCGCCAGGACUGGCCGGCCGCCAUGGACGCCCUGACCUUGGCCCGCACCAUCUACGAGAAGCUCAGUCUAGCCUUGAACGAGGAUGAAGCCAGCCUGUAUCAGCAGCGCAUGGCCGAUAUCGUGCCCAGUUUGCGUUUCUGCGCCUACAACUCGGGCGACCAAAUUGCCAAACGCGAUCUGCUCCAGAUGCGUGGCGGUCCCGGAGGCUUAGGCACACACGUGGAGGAGCUCAUCAAUCAGACGCGCGAGGAGCAGGCCGCCACCUUGCAGUCCGUCACUUGGCGCCAACGCCAGAUGGCCGUCAAGCACGAGAAGGUGCGGCUGUUUCUGCUCCGGGAGCAGGAGUUCGCCCAGGAGCUCCAGAAGAAUGCCGACUCGGUCGAUGGGCAAGUCGAGGCCUAUGAGUCCUUGCUCAUGGACUGUAAGGACGCUAUUCAGGUGCUCCGGGACGAAUUGUUGGAGGAUCCCAACUUUCGUCAACGACAGCAAACCCAUGAAGGGCCAGUCUCGGCCAGUCACUUCUUGUACACAUAUCUCUUGUUCAUGAAGUCCACCCGAACGAUUGAGAGAAAUCUGGUGAUGUUGACCCAGAUGCGGGAUGUUUUGGACGGACGCCAGCCCCAGCCUGCCAAGCCCGUCAAACCCCAGGAUUUGAUCCGGCUCUACGAGACCAUCAUUCAACAUCUGACGGAUAUGCCCCUUUUGGCCGGCUUGGAAGAGGACUUGGCUUUCAAGCACGAGAUUGAGGCUCAGGUGGUGUUUUACCAAGCAUGGCGCUGCUUCUUCAUUGCCUUGUCAUUCUUGUCGGCCCAAAAGUGGCCCGAAGCCAUGGCACUCUUCCAACGAGCUACGCACCACGCCCAAAAGGCCCAGGCCAACCAGAAUCUGGAGAGUGCUUUACGCUCAGAAGUGGGCGAGUUGGUGGCUGCCAUUGAAAGUCGCCAGUUCAUGGCUCAUGCCAACUCGAUUCUCGAUUCCGAAGAGGUCGCGCAAGAUGCAUCUCAAGCGGAUUCGGAGAAUUUGACGGCCCUGGUCGAUCGAUUGGAUGCCUACUACGAGGAUCCGCAACUCCUGAAAGGCAAGCCCAAUCUGGUUGACUUUCCGCCCAACUUCGCUCCUAUUCCCUGCAAGCCUUUGUUCUUCGACUUAGCCCGUGAGCGUUUGGAGUUCCCCAACUUGAAUGAUCGUUUGGCCACGCCCUCUGGAGGUCAGCAAGCCGGUGGCGCUUCGGGUGGAUGGUUAGGCGGAUGGUUAGGAUGGGGUGGAAAAAAGUGAACGGUUCCCAUCUUCUGGCUUUCCCAGGAUUGACAAUAUGGAAUGAUGAAAUGAUCAAAACAUAGUGGAUCAAUUUCUAUUAUAUGAAUGCAUUUCACAGUUUCAUAUUAAAAGCAUCAUUGAUAAACUCGUUGAUAA